Messenger RNA from Triticum dicoccoides, 1682 nucleotides. RefSeq lists its product as uncharacterized. Lineage: Eukaryota; Viridiplantae; Streptophyta; Magnoliopsida; Poales; Poaceae. The coding region runs from base 225 to 1391 and encodes 388 amino acids. The transcript has 15 exons. The record is from RefSeq and is a predicted model, not a curated record.
AACAAAGGCGGCGGCCGGCCGGCGGGCGGAGGCGACGCACACGGCACAAACGCUGGGGUGGCGUGCCGGGGAGCGGGCAGCGUGCCACGGCCCCCAAUUACUCAAUUCCUUCUCGCCGCUCCGCAGCCAACGACCAAACCACCGCGCAACAGCACGCCACCCUCCGUCAGUCGGGUCGGGGGGACAGCGACCGGCGCGUGCGCCAGCGAGGAGGCUGGAUAUAGAUGGAGGCGGGCAGUGCCGUGGGGGCGCGAUCCACUUGGGCACCAGCCGUCCGGGACCGAGACCGAGACCGCGCUCUGCCCCGCCGUGUCCGCUGCCGCGCCGCCGCCAUGCCGCCGUCCGUCCGCACGGUCUCCAUCCCCUUCGCCGACCUCAAGGAGCGGGGCAGGGACCUGAGCGGCAAGAUCGAGGAGGGGCUCGGCCCCGACGGGCUCGGCAUCAUCUCCAUUUCCGGCGUGCCGGAUUUCCCAGCUCUAAGGAGAACGCUCCUGCACUUGGCGCCGAAAGUUGCAAACCUUCCUGAAGAUGUGAAGAAAGAACUUGAGGACCCGGACAGCAGGUAUAAUUUCGGCUGGAGCCAUGGGAAAGAGAAACUUGAAUCUGGGAAACUCGACACAUUCAAAGGCUCCUACUAUGCCAACCCAAUUUUGGAUGUCCCUACUGCUGAUGAUGUCCUUGUAAGUAGGUAUCCAUCGUACUGCCGACCAAAUAUCUGGCCAGCUGAUCAUCUGCCUGAGCUUGAAAUAGCAUUUAAAGCUCUUGGAAAGCUAAUGUUGGAAGUUGGCUUGAUGUUGGCUCGUCAUUGUGAUCUCUACGUAAUGCAGCACGGAGUGGGACCAUAUGAUGGUGAAAGUCUUGAGCAGACAAUUUCCCGUUCAAGGUGUCACAAGGGGCGUCUCCUGUAUUAUUUCCCCAGACAAUUCAGCACACAAAAAGAAGAUGGUGAUUCUGUUUCAUCGUGGUGUGGAUGGCAUACUGACCAUGGGUCUUUGACUGGUCUUACAUGUGGCCUGUUUAUGAAAACUUCAGUGGAGGUCCCCUGUCCUGAUAGUGCAGCUGGGCUGUACAUCCGGACUCGUGAUGACCGAGUUGUUAAGGUUACAUUUGGGGAGGAUGAAUUAGCUUACCAAAUUGGGGAAACUACUGAAAUACUAUCAAGAGGUCGUCUAUGUGCAACUCCACACUGUGUACAGGCACCCAGCGGUGUGAAUGCUUCAAAUGUUGAGCGCUCUACUUUUGCAAUGUUCAUGCAACCAGAUUGGAAUGAGACGCUUAACUUUCCAAGUGAAAUUCCUUACCACCAAGAGUUGAUUCCACCAAACGGAGCGCUUACGUUUGGAGAGUACUCAGAGAGACUGGUGAACAAGUAUUACCAACUAAAGACGUGAUUCACGUGGAUUGUCAUGAUGAGGUGCAGAGUAGAAGAGGCGUUGGUGAAGACGCUGUGCUACCAGGAAACUAAAAUCUUCAACUAGUCGUGCCUGCAAAUACACUUCCAAGUCCCUAGAAAGCAUAGACAGAUUUAUAGAUAUACAUUACAUCAUUUCCAUACCAUGUUCGCUUGUAAAAAAGAUGCAAAAACGUGACCUCCUGAAAACUGUAUAAAAUAAGAUGAAAUUGUGUACAUGUAGUUUGUUAUAUAGUCCUAAUUUGUGCAUGGAAUGCUCUCUUUUUACACA